AUGAAGGGACAAGAAGCCAACCGGAGACUCGACAUCCUCCCUGGACUUUGCAGUUACACGAACUGUCUUGAGUCCAGUAAGGUGAAUACGUUCGCACAGCUGAUCGACGGCAACGUUGGAGGGUGCGCAAACCAGGACCUGACUACCGCUGAUCUUGCAAAGGUGGUAGAUGAUGGUGGCGGACGUAACUGUCUUUCCAGUACCAGGAGGGCCUUGAAUCAGACUGAGUGGCUUCUGGAGGACGCUCUUUACAGCAUUGUUUUGACUGUUGUUGAGCUCCGGAAGGCCUGGGACGCUGAACUUGCGGGGAAUCGUAACCUUCAUAGGGGCUGCUGCCACUUCGUGACCAAGCAGACGGUGGAAGAUGUAGCCAGAAACACUCAUCUCAUCAAUAGCAAACGUCUUCAUAGCAUGUUGCAUGCGGUCAAAGGAGGUAGCUUUCCAGACAUAGUCGGCACUGAAGUUGUGAGUGCAUUCGGUAGGAACUGA
This is a messenger RNA of Bipolaris victoriae FI3, 489 nucleotides long. RefSeq lists its product as hypothetical. Bases 1 to 489 code for a protein of 162 amino acids. The transcript has a single exon. The record is from RefSeq and is a predicted model, not a curated record. NCBI's taxonomy places the organism in Eukaryota, Fungi, Ascomycota, Dothideomycetes, Pleosporales, Pleosporaceae.